This is a messenger RNA of Sycon ciliatum, 4168 nucleotides long. RefSeq lists its product as uncharacterized. The record is from RefSeq and is a predicted model, not a curated record. Gene Ontology annotation, cellular component: cytoskeleton; cell-substrate junction. Gene Ontology annotation, biological process: cell-matrix adhesion; integrin-mediated signaling pathway. The transcript is spliced from 22 exons. Gene Ontology annotation, molecular function: integrin binding. NCBI's taxonomy places the organism in Eukaryota, Metazoa, Porifera, Calcarea, Leucosolenida, Sycettidae. Bases 595 to 3153 code for a protein of 852 amino acids.
UAUCCGCGUGGCGGUGGUACUGAGUGGGAGAGUUACCUAGAAAAGAACGCAGGGUCGCGGGUAAAAGAAGCUGAGAAAGCGCAGUGUCAUACCGUCCGUUAUCGGAUGAGCCACGCACGGCUAGGCUAGCCUCCGCUCAUCUCUCUCUCUCCCACUCCGGCCAUUCAUUAUCUUCGUGGUGCUCGUUGUUCGAGCGUCCACGGCCGUAGAGCGCUCUGUGCGGUUCCUGACGGAGGAAGAGAGGAGGAUUCGCCAUUGCACCUGGUCUCGAAUUUGGCUAGCGGAGUCGAACAAAUCGACACGUGCUCGUCACUACUCCCAGCGCCAGCAGCUGAUUCAACACACACCACACUGGCAGUACUCGCAGGCAUCACACGCCAACCAAACACCCUGGCCAAGUGCAGUCUGAUGAUUGAUUGGAUCCCGCUGUCCAGUUGGUUCUGCUCGAAUUGGUAACGUCUCGUCCAUCAGCCAUUUCAACCUUGUCUAGACCAAAGUCUCAGAUCGUCACUGUUGUCUGGACAUAAACCUACGCGCGUGCUACUGUGACAUCAUCAGUGGCUGCAAGUCCCGGGUGGAGUGCAUCGGAUCACCAUGGCAUCCGAUGGUUACACUCAGCUCUUCGUGUCCAGCACUCUCAUACCAAACACACUUUCUCUGAAGGUUAAGGGACAUGAGAGUCUUCAGUCGUUGUUGGAUCUGGUUUGCAACAGCAUUCCCGAUGGUGACUGCUCCGGUCUAAAGCUCUAUCACAUCGACACGGCGAGAUGGCUGCCCACAGGUGGAGAUGACACCGUACAUUCGUUUGACUUGAUGCUGGGUGGACGCCUAGACCUCCGCAGCCCUGUCAGGCUAGCCAAAAUCAGGUUUCUGGACGACUUCUGCAAGACGAUCAAGUUGGACGAGAGCAAGAUGCUGGUGGACGUGGUGCGUGAUGUCUGCCUGCAGCUGGACAUUGCUCAUCCGGAAGAGCUAGCGUUGGCUGUUGCCGGGGACUACGAGGCACCGGGCCAUGUAGGGAAAAAGACUAGUCACAGCAGCCCCAUCGGAACACUGAGCCGAGCUGGGAGACCUCUGUCCUUCAACUUUGAAUCCCCUAUAACUGCGAGAAAGUCAUCCCCGGCUGCGUCGCCCACGCCAACAUCAGCUACACGGAGGUUUACGCUGGGCAGAUCGGCUUCUCCCGUCACGCUGACUCCGACUGGAGGGAGUUCCCCAGUUCUCUCGCCCGGUCACCAUGGCAGCAUGCCACGCAGUCCCUCACAGCGACGACGUAUCAUGUCGCCUGCUGCUGCCGGUGCUGGUGGAUCUCGGUCACCGAAAGACUCACCGCUGCUGGACACCAGCAGGCGCUCCAAUACGUUUUCCAGUGGCAUGCGUGACUCUCCAGCAAGUCUGAGGAUAUCCGCUGCAAAGGCCAAGGCCAAGCCAGCAAAGCAAGUGAAGAAUUUCUCAAAGAAGCACGGUCUCCGCCUGAACACACCAUGGCUAGCUCCACACAUGUCAUUAUCCGACCAGGACGUGACGGAAGAGGAAGAUUUGUUGCUGAUGUAUCGCAUGUUCUACUGGACCUCAUUGGAGAAGGGUACACGACGUGUGGAUCACCUUUUCAUGCAGGCAAAGAUCCUAUUCCUUGCCGGCGAGAUCAACUGUUCGGACGAGAAAGGCGCCCAGUUUGUUGCUCUCUUGUGCCAAUGUGAACAUGGCAAAUACGAACCAGAGAAGCACAACUUGGAGUGGAUUUCACAACAGCGACAGGUGCUCUUUCCGCCCAAGUACAAGAACAAGGAGGUAUUCAUGCAGCACAUCCAACAAGAGUGGAAGGCACUGGACGGUGUAACCAUGUCGGAAGGCAAAUGUUUGCUAGUACAACUCUGGGCCACCACACCUCUGUUCGGCUAUGAGUUCUUCUCCUGUGCCGAGGUGCAAUCACAGAAGCGAGGUCUUGUGGGCAUCUCCAAAACAAGGGUUGUGUUCAUACCCCAUGAUGCCAAGGGAGAUGAGAAGAAAUCCUCCAAGUUUGACUUCUCCAAGCUAACGUCAUGGUCUCACUCGAGUUUCACGGAGAUAGUACGUCUUACGUUUGGCAAGUCUACUCUACAGCUGCUGCUACCGGAGUAUUCCGGUGUACUGGCAGACUGUGUUCAGUGCCAUCGCGGUCUACACUUGACGUUUAGAUCCGUGCCAGGUGGUCUGGAUGCGGAGUACAGUGUCGUGAAAAUGGACAACGAGGUUCUGUCGCCGGCAGCGUCAUGUCUGCAGCUUGCUAUACCGCAGAUCAAACUGGAAAGAGACAAGAGUUUGACGUUUGCUGAUGUGUAUUGGUCCGUCAAGAUUGGGAACCCAUUGGUAUCGGAGGAGGAGAAUGUCGACAUUCGCAACCCAGGACUCUGGCACAAUCCCAUCUAUGACAAGAUGGAAGAGCUAGUGGAUGAAAGGUUCCAGUUCCUUGAUGACCUGGACAUUGGCGGUGACCUUGACGACGAUGAUGAUGAUGACGCCGGCUUUGACACGGUGGCCGGUGCACGGCGGAUCUCAUCGCAGUCCGGGGGUCACGGCACUGCCACGGCAACCACCGGCUCCAUACAGGUUGGCCGAGCGGGCACGUCUGCCUGUGCUGGCAGCAUACUGGCUCCACCGAUGCAGGCUCCGCUUCCAAUCCAGGUGUCGAGCUUCACCAGCUCCAACAACAGUGCUAGCAAUGACCGUGGUAACAGCGGUGGCAGCAGCAGCAGCAAUGAGCGGCAGAAGGAAGACACAUCAGCCCCACGUGCAGAGGACGCAGCACCACACACAGCAGCAACAAGGAACAGUCUCCCCGCAGCAGCAACAAGCAACAGUCUCCCCACAGCAGCAACAAGCAACAGUCUCCCCACAGCAGCAACGGCAGGCAGCGGACGGAAGAGCAAGAAGGAGAAGAGCGGCCGCAAGAAAAGCCACCGCGAUCCGAUCUCCUUCGGAGAGAUGCUGCAGCAGGCCGGUGUCAAGGACACGUACAGCGACAGCGACGAUGAAGAAGACGGUGGAGACGUAGCUGCCACCGCUGGCCCCCCUACUGCUGCUGCUGAGGAGAACAGUGCAGCAGGUACACCGACAAUUGUGGUCAGUCAAAUGAUGUCUGAUGCCAGUCUUGAAAGCACAUUGUGGGGUUAGACCCAGUGGCAUGAGAUAAAAAUGAUUGACAGUGUACGACUAUCUCUGAGAUGAGCAUGAUUGACAGUGUACGACUAUCUCUGAGAUGAACAUGAUUGACUUGUACGGCUAUGUCCCUGUACUACAUUCUAGUGACGUCACACACAGGAUGCUGGUUGUAAGCUGUAUGGUGACCGCUGUACACUGGCGUAGAACGAGAUGAAGAAGGGGCCCGUGGCGGAGUUGCUUUGCUAUCUCUACUGGCAUUGUAUGCUACUGCUGGUGCUGCUGCUGUUGCAAAACCUAGUGAAGCUUUGUGGUGACGAUGGUGCCAGCGGUAGUGCUGCUGCUACUGCUGCUGUAAAACCUAGUGAAGCUGAAGUAAUGACCUUGGUGCCAGUAGUAGUGGUGGUGCUAUUGCUGCUGCUGCUGUUGCAAAACCUAGUGAAGCUUUGUGGUGACGAUGGUGCCAGUGGUGGUGGUGAUGCUGCUGCUGCUGCUGCUACACGGUGGCGGCAGCGAUGGCAGUAGUGCUACUGGUGCUGGUGCAGGUGUCAGUGCUGGUGCUGCUCCUGUUCUCGCAGGAGUGCCGCCUUGCAUGCGGCGGCUCAGUGCAUAUAAUAUUAUCGUGAACAAGUUCGAGCAUUUGAUAUGGCGCUCUUCGCCUCGACAACCAUACUAUCUACCAUGAACGUAUUCAUUUGAUUGCCGGUCAGUACUGUCUAGUGUUAUGGACAGCUGAAGUUGGUCUCUGGCCUCUGCCAGCCUCUUGUAUAGUCAUUUAAUUUGUAACUGUAGCGGCUACAUACCGGUCACUCGUUGUUUUUUUAAGAAACCUAAUCUGCAUGCCUGGAGAAGUUUACUCUGAUGUGUACAGUGUCAUAAUUAUACAUGUGCAUGUCUAUCUAUUAAAACACGUAGAUCUACAUAUCCAUUCGUGAUAAAGCAGCUUAGACAGUCUAACGCCAAUACUUGACUGAUUUUUUGUAAACUAUAAUUAUUAUUAUUAUGACCUCAGAGUCCAUGUGCUUUGAAA